Penaeus vannamei (Pacific white shrimp) is the source of this 432-nucleotide messenger RNA. The record is from RefSeq and is a predicted model, not a curated record. NCBI's taxonomy places the organism in Eukaryota, Metazoa, Arthropoda, Malacostraca, Decapoda, Penaeidae.
AUGCAGAACCUGAGUAUCUCGUGCGCCCUGGUGUGCUGUAUUCUCCUGGGCGCCUCGGCUGUGGUCGGCACUUUCGGGAUCAUAAAGAGGCAGAUUUCAGCCGUUCUCAUUACAGGCGUCAUGUACAUCCUUGCAGCAACGUUUGGCCUCUUCUGCCUCUCAAUCAUGCACUUCAAGAGGAAGACCAAGAAAGACUGCGGAGUGCUGGAUUCUCAGUCACACAACAUAUCAUUGAUGGUAAAUGGACGGCAAAUUCUCUUUGAAAUGCCAAGAGUGCUUCAGGUGACGCCCGAAUACAGCUCGGCUCGCGUGUUCCAGACGGGAUGGUCCCUCGACCUGGGCUGGGGCGGCGUGGUCACGUGCCUGGUGGCGGCGCUGCUGUGGCUCCUGUUGGCUCGUAUCAUGCGCUACAACCCCAUCUCUCUUUCCUGA